AUGAACAGCUCAAUCGAACGCAUGUCUGACGAAGGUUGGGACUGGAAGGUCGGCAAGAUCACCGAACAGGCCCCGGCUAUCAUCAUCAAUCUCCCGGGGAACACAGAGAGUUGUGUCGUCACGCUUAUCAGGAUCGUCAAGGUUGGUGUAUCACAGGUACACGACCCCCCGGAUGAUCCACCCGCGACACUUCCGGAACCGGCACCUGUGCAGGUCACCGACCGGCAGAGGCUGACGUCUGCCAUCUGGCAGCAUGGGAACCCUGUCACCUUCAAGGAUGAAUGCCACUGGAUGUGCAAGCACUGUGUCGACAAGCGCAGCCGCUUCAACAGGAACAGCGGCUCCGUCCGUCACCACAUGCGCUUCUUACGGAAUCUCGGAGUGGCGCUUAGACAAACCACACGGCUACUUACUAUCGAAGCCUGA
Messenger RNA from Tricharina praecox, 426 nucleotides. RefSeq lists its product as uncharacterized. The record is from RefSeq and is a predicted model, not a curated record. The coding region runs from base 1 to 426 and encodes 141 amino acids. NCBI's taxonomy places the organism in Eukaryota, Fungi, Ascomycota, Pezizomycetes, Pezizales, Pyronemataceae. The transcript is spliced from 3 exons.